UAAAUAUCUUCACAUAAUUAAGGUGUAAGCUUAGCUAUGACAAUAGCGCAUUGUGUGUUCUGCAAGAAAGCACUUGCUAGUUAUGCUAGCUAGGUGGUUUACAGCUCUGGGGCGACUGCAUCAGCCAUUAAAAAGGAAAACCUACUGCAGAAUUCUUUCUGGGACUGUAGAACAGUGGAAGAAUGGCCUUGAAUCUGGGAUCAAGAGUUCAUUAUCACACAGCCUUUACACAGAUUGCAAAAGCAGCCGAACCAUCACACUUUGUAAUACUUGGAUGUAUGGACUGCAGAGAGGAACCAUGCAAGGACCGUUUACUUUUAAUGUUGAAGUACCUUUUUUAAAUACAAUACCUAACUAUAAAAAUCUACAAAGGAGAAUGAAGUCAACCACAAUAUCCACAAAAUCUGUGUUGAAACAAGGGAACAUGCCUGGUAAAAAAACGUUGAAGGGACCAAGAACAAAACAGCCUUCCAGAGCCAAUCUGCCAGCACCAGAAGAGAACAUGAUGCAAUGUAUUGCCUAUGCAACUGCAGAACAGUACCACCUACCCACUCUCUGUCAUGAUCUAAUGGCCAAUGGGUUUUUUGAAAUAAAAGAUUUACCCAGGGAUGCUUCUAAUGUCUUGGUGAUUGGAACAGAGAUUACAUCAAAACCAGAUGAUACUGCUAUGAUGUUUUUCUUUCGUGAAGGCUCUGUGGUUUUCUGGAAUGUUGAUGACAGCAUGAUAAAAAAAGUGAUGAGAAUAUUGGAGCAACAUGAGAUUCAGCCCUAUGAAGUGGCCUUGGUCCACUGGGAAAAUGAAGAGAUUAAUUACACAAUAAAUGAAGGAAGUACAAAACUUUAUCGUGGAGAUUUUAUAUUUAAUAGUGAGAUGGACUAUGAGCAAGAACUUCUGGAGAAAUUUGCUUUUUCUAAUGCUCUGUCUUUAUCAGUUAAGCUGGCUAUAUGGGAGGUUUCAUUGGACAACUUUGUUGAAUCAAUUCAGGCAAUUCCAGAGACUUUGAAAUCUGGAAAGUCAGUUAAACUGUCCAGGGCUGAGGUCUUACAGAAAAUAGGAGAACUGUUUGCUCUGAGGCACUGUAUAAAUCUCAGUUCAGAUCUUCUUAUCACACCUGAUUUCUACUGGGACAGAGAGGACCUGGAGCAGCUGUAUGACAAAACCUGUCAGUUCCUCAGUAUCAAUCGUCGGGUCAAGGUUGUGAAUGAAAAGCUACAGCACUGUACUGAACUGACAGACCUUAUGAGGAAUCAUCUUAGUGAAAAGCACAGUCUUCGACUGGAGUGGAUGAUUGUGAUCCUAAUCACUAUUGAGGUGAUGUUUGAACUUGCCCGUGUGAUCUUUUGAAAAGACGGGUGAAGAUACAGAAGUCUUGAUGAAGAAACUACCAGUGUGGAAACCGGUACAACAGGCUACAACAAAAAAAAUUAUUUGGGUGUCAAAACAGCUCGACAUAAUUUUUUAUAUUCCUGACAAGUCUUGUUUAUUAUUUAUGUUUAAUUCUCAGAUUCCGUUUUUAAAUUAGUUUGCAGUAGUUUAAUAGAUCUCGCUUUGAGUCUUCAUUAGACAAAUAAACUGCAUCCUUUAAAAAGA
Molecule: messenger RNA, 1591 nt
Organism: Trichomycterus rosablanca
Lineage: Eukaryota; Metazoa; Chordata; Actinopteri; Siluriformes; Trichomycteridae
Gene: rmnd1
Product: required for meiotic nuclear division 1 homolog
Exons: 12
Coding region: 83-1345 (420 amino acids)
Biological process (GO): positive regulation of mitochondrial translation
Source: RefSeq, a predicted model, not a curated record